Adineta ricciae is the source of this 969-nucleotide messenger RNA. Lineage: Eukaryota; Metazoa; Rotifera; Eurotatoria; Adinetida; Adinetidae. The record is from the annotation of a GenBank genome assembly.
AUGACAUCGGGCUACUCCGUACUUCAACUAAAAGAUGACGAUGUACUAAAAAUUCUUGCAGCUCAACUUCAUAUUGGCUCCAAAGAUGUCGACUAUCAAAUGGAUACAUAUGUUUGGAAGAAAAAACCAAGAAAUGAAGGUACAUCAAUCAUCAAUAUUCGCAAAUUCUGGGAAAAGCUAACACUAGCUGCUCGAGCUAUUGUUGCUAUUGAAAAUCCAGCUGAUGUCUGCGCCAUUUCGUGUCAACCACAAGGUCAACGUGCUGUAUUGAAAUUUGCCAAAUAUACUGGUGCAACAGCCAUUGCUGGUCGUUUUACACCUGGUUCAUUCACCAAUCAAAUUCAAGCAGCAUUCAAAGAACCACGUUUGAUUAUCAUCACCAACCCAAAUGUCGAUCAUCAAGCUGUUGAUGAAGCUUCAUUUGUCAAUAUUCCAGUUAUUGCUUUCUGCGAUCCAUCAACAUGCCUUCGUUAUAUUGAUAUCGCUAUUCCAGCCAAUAACAAGGCCAAUAAAUCAAUUGGUCUUAUGUGGUGGUUUUUAACACGUGAAGUACUUCGAUUACGUGGUGAUGUCCAACGAAAUGCACCUUGGGACGUUAUGGCUGACUUGUUCUUCUAUCGUGAUCCAGAAGAAACGGAAAAAGAAGAUCAAGUUGCUCUUACUGGUCAAGAUCGUGAUAACCAAGGACAUGGAUUAGACUCGAAUUAUUACGAUGAAGGUCCAUCAAUGAUGCCAGCUGCUGGAAACUUCGCCGGCAACCAAGAAAACUGGGGUGCAUCGGCUACCGAUGGCUGGACCAGUGGUGCAGGUGGUGCAAGUGGUGCAGGUGGCGCUGAAUCAAACGAAUGGAGCGCAUCUAAUGCAGGCAACACUGGUGUCUCAAGUCACUGCCUAAUUCAUCACAAGAACAAGAACGUUGUUACUACAGCUAAUAGCAACAUCAAUAACAGUAGUAACAGUACAGUGUAA